AUGCAAUUUGAUGAUUUCUAUCAAACUAUUGGAACAUUUGGUCGUUAUCAAAAAAUGAAAUAUUUCUUCAUAUGUUUAACUUAUCUUCUACCUCCAAUAAUGGUUUAUACAUGGACAUUUACAGCGGCUAUUCCAUCUUUUCGUUGUCAAAUAUCACCCGACGAUAAUUUUGAUCUUGAAAUACCUAAGCAAAUUUUAGAACGUUAUGUACCAACUGAAUCUCAAUGUCGUCAAUAUAAAAGUAAAAUUUCUUUGAAAGAAUGUCAAAGAUGUUAUCAAAAUAUCAAUAAAACUUAUCGUUAUAAUGAAAAUAAUGAACCAUUAAAAGCAUGUACUAGUUUUGUAUUUGAUCGAACAUAUUAUGAAUCAACAUUAGUUGAAGAAUGGUCUAUGGUUUGUAAUCGAUUAUCAUUUAAAACUUUAUCUCAAACAAUUUUUUUCUCUGGUUAUAUGAUUGGUUCACUUGUAUUUGGUAUUUUGUCGGAUAGAUUUGGUCGGAGACCUAUUUUAGGUAUUUCUUUUUUUAUUAUUACUUUGGCUAGUUUUCUUUGUGCAUACGGACCACAAGAAGAUCUUGGAUUUGAUAUAAGUUAUGCACUUUUUGUAUUUGGUCGAUUUUUACUUGCAUGUGCAUCUCGUGGUGUAGCACUUACUGCUUUUGUUAUUGGUGUAGAAAUUGUUGGACCAGCACAACGUGUGUUUAGUGGAAUUGUUAUUGAAUAUUUUUUUGCUUUGGGUGAAUUAAUUCUUUUAGUAUUUGCAUAUAUGUUUCGAACAUGGCGUUUAUUACAUGCAACUUUAGCUGUAUUAUCAAUACCAUUUUUAUUUUUCUAUUUUUUAAUACCUGAAAGUCCACGUUGGCUGAUUUCGAAAGGUUAUUAUGAUGAAGCAGAAAAAAUUCUUUGUCAAAUAGCAAAAACAAAUAAAACUGAAUUUGAUUCAAUAGCUUAUCAACGGUUAAAAACUGAAGAGAAGAAAAGAAAAGCUUUCAAUUCAGUAAAAGGUUAUGGAUGCAUGGCUCUCAUUCGAUCAAAAGUCAUGUUGAUCAUUGCUAUGAACAUGUCAUUUCAAUGGUUCGUACAAAAUCUUGUUUUCUAUGGUAUUUCACAAAAUACGGGUACUUGGUUACAAAAUCCAUAUAUAUCAUUUGCAGCAGGUGCUUUUGUAGAAAUUAUUGCGUAUGGUAUUGUUCAUCUUGUUCUUUAUCGAUGGGGUCGAAAGAUAACUUAUUGUUCGUUUGUAAUGGGUUUUGCAACUUCUGCACUUCUCGUUGUACCUAUUCAAAUGUUAAUGAUCAAAGGCAGUCGCGGUCAAUAUGUUCUUAUGUUUAUAGUCAAUACUAUUUUGAAAUUUUUUGCAUCUGGUUCUUAUGCUAUAAUAUAUAUUUAUGCUAAUGAAUUAUUUCCAACACAAGUACGAAAUACAGGUAUUGGUAUUUGUUCGAUGAUUGCUCGUAUGGGAGCUAUUGUUGGAACAUUAUCAACUGAUUUCUUGACUCGAGUAUGGUUAUAUUUUCCAAUUGUUGUCUUUGGUGUUGCAUCUACAAUUGCAGUUAUAUUUAUUACAAUUUGUCCUGAAACUCUUAAUAAACCAUUACCUCAAACAGUUGAUGAUGUUGAAAUUAUGGGUCUUGCUUUUCCAUUGGGAAAAUCAAAACCACUGACACGUGUAAAAGUUGAUGUUAGUGAUGAUGAUGAUGAUUCAGAUGAAAAUAUAUCAUUAAAACAACAAUCAAAACAUGAUAUUGCUUCGCUUUAA
Adineta steineri is the source of this 1758-nucleotide messenger RNA. The record is from the annotation of a GenBank genome assembly. NCBI's taxonomy places the organism in Eukaryota, Metazoa, Rotifera, Eurotatoria, Adinetida, Adinetidae.